Sphaerodactylus townsendi is the source of this 4054-nucleotide messenger RNA. RefSeq names its product zinc finger protein 572-like. The coding region runs from base 249 to 2327 and encodes 692 amino acids. Gene Ontology annotation, molecular function: RNA polymerase II cis-regulatory region sequence-specific DNA binding; DNA-binding transcription factor activity, RNA polymerase II-specific. Lineage: Eukaryota; Metazoa; Chordata; Lepidosauria; Squamata; Sphaerodactylidae. Gene Ontology annotation, biological process: regulation of transcription by RNA polymerase II. The record is from RefSeq and is a predicted model, not a curated record. Gene Ontology annotation, cellular component: nucleus. The transcript is spliced from 3 exons.
AAGUGCGGCGGUGGAAGGGUCUCCAUCAUGAAGGGACCUUCCUGUUGCAAGCGGAUCUCCGCGGCUGGACCCCCAGCAGCAUCCCCAUGCCCGCUCUUUGAUGCAAACAAAGCCCGCCGGGGAGCCCGGGGCGCGCCACAAGGCUCUUGGAUUGUCCUCGGAUCUAUAUGCUGUCAUCAUAUAUGAAUGUUUGACCCUCCAUGGGCAGGAGUCCCUGGGGCUAACUCGGCACAGCGGUGACCUCCCCUAUGGAAGGUGGGAAAGAAAAAUGUGUCUUGGAUCGCCAGGACUCCAGCGAUGGAGAGAUUGUAACAGAGCUGAUUGAGUUGAUAGAUCACGAUAAGGAAGAAGGAGAAAGAUCGUUGAAGGGAUGGAAAGAAAACCUGGAGAUCUACAGAACAGCAGACUUACUGGGAGAAGACUCUCCAGCGAAGGAAAUCACGGCGGAAGGUCGUGCGAUAGAACUAACUCAGUAUGAGUCCAGCAAUGGUAAAUCUGUCGUUAUUGCGGAGCAGGAAUCAAUGGACAACCUUUCCGACGGCGACAAGAUACCCAAAGCUACCAUCUGCCCCGACUGUGGAAAGAGCUUCAGCAAUAGUUCUCACCUGGUUCGGCACCGUCGCGUCCACACAGGUGAGAAGCCUUAUAAAUGCCCCCACUGCGACAAGAGCUACCGGCAGGAUUCUCACCUGGUCCAGCACAUGCGCUCUCACACGGGGGAGAAGCCGUACCGCUGCACCCACUGUGGCAAGGGCUUCUCGCAGAGCUCCAACCUCAUCAUCCACCAGCGGACGCAUACGGGCGAACGCCCUUUCACCUGUCCCGAGUGUGGGCGGAGCUUCAGCCACAGCUCGGACCUCAUCCAGCACAAGCGGAUCCACACGGGCGAGAAGCCCUACGUCUGCUCCAUCUGCGGGAAAUGCUUCUCGCAGAGCUCCAAGGUCACCCAGCACAAGCGCUUCCACUCCGGAGAGCGGCCGUUUUCCUGCGGGGAGUGCACCAAGACGUUCCGCCUCCGGGCCGACCUGGUCCGCCACCUCCGGGCCCACACCGGCGAGCGGCCCUUCGGCUGCCCGGAGUGCGGGAAGCACUUUGCCGAGAGCUCCCACCUCAUCCGCCACCAGAGGAUCCACAUGAGCGAACGGCCCUUCCGUUGCCCGGACUGCGGGAAGGGGUUCAACCAGAGCUCCAACCUCCAGCAGCAUCAGCGGGUGCACAGAGGCCAGAAGCCGUUCAAGUGCGACGAAUGCGGGAAAGGGUUUGGCGUCAGCUCGGCCCUCCUGCAGCACCAGCGCACGCACACCGGCGAGCGGCCCUACUGCUGCAGCCAGUGCGGGAAGAGCUUUAGCGUCAGCUCCACCUAUCACAUCCACCAGCGCAUCCACGCGGGCCAAAAGCCCUACUCUUGCGCUGAUUGCGGGAAAGGGUUUGUGCGUAGCUCUGCCCUCCUCCAGCACCAAGCCACCCACACCGGCGAAAAGCCCUUCCGUUGUCCAUACUGCGGGAGGGGCUUCGGCCAGAAGUCGGCACUUUCUCAGCACAGGCGGGCCCAUGUGAGGCGAGGAGAGACGCUGGCUUUGGUGGAGGGGUGGGACAUUGCAGGGAUGGAAGAUGCCGGGGAGCAGGGGGUGGAAGGGGGCGUGGACGGCAUGUGGCAAAGCAACGGGAUGGGGAUAAUGGAACAGGAGUGGCAGGAAGAGGAGAGCCUGCGACAGCAAUGGGAGGAGGAAGGGGACCAGACCAAGAGGCCCAAUUGGCAGGACGGGGCUGACCAAAGUGCAGAGAAGCGGUUGCUAGAUGGCGGGGGAGAAAGCAGGAGGCCAGGUUGGGAGAGAGGCAUGGAGGAAGCCGGGAGGGUGGAGUGGCAGGAGGACGAAGACGAGGGCGUGGAGCAGAGCUUGCAGGCCGACGGCGCCAACGGCAUGAGGCUGGAGUGUCACGAUGACGACGACGGCGACGGCGAGAGAGCGGAGGAGGAUCCGCAGAACGAGGAUCCCAACGGCGUGAGGCUGGAAUGUCAGGACGACAACGACGACGGAAACGCAGAGGAGGGUUUGCAGGGCAGCGGCGAUCGGGGCUCCCGGCAAGCGUGUUGGGAGAAGGACGUGGAACAAGGCGGCGCAGAGCGGGGCUCGCGGGAAGAAUGGGACGCGUGUGCCGCAGACGAGAGCGUCAGGCCGCAAGCGGAGUGGCAGGACAGCGGGGAGGAUGGCGAGAGACGAAGUCGGCAGGGAGAGGAGGAGGAGGAGGAGGAUAGUUCGGAGGGGGAAAGCUGGAGGCCAGAUUGCCAGGGUGAGGAAGAGGAAGGGAUCCUGGCAUUAAAAUGAUUGGUGGGGUUUUAGUGGACAGGAGUACACAAACGGGUUGUCUAGGAAGUGCGUCCUAUAGCCAAUAACCAGCAAGUCUGACUCGGAAGUGGACAAAAGCAUCAAGGAUCUAUCGACACAAAGUGGUCUGGGCGGUUCUGUGAGUCAUAUGAUCAUAAAUGUAUUUGUGGGAGCUUCUGCUGGGGGUUGCUGCCCACUUAAAAACGUUCCUCGCCCCAAUAUCUGCAUGUCUGUGCAGGGUCACAUCAAACAGCUGCCUCACGGCCAAGCUUUAUGAUGGCCCAGCUCCCUGUCUCGUUGCAAGUCUUGUGUCAUUCUGCUGAUCAAAUCCAAUUCCAAACUGGCUGAAUUCAUUCGGGGUGUUUUAAAAUUUUACCCUUCACUGUACGCGGAGUGCCACGUUCCCCAACACAAACCGCGGCUGCAUCCACACGGGAAGGGUUCCAUUGCCUUCAGAGCACUGCCCCAAAUGCAGAGGCGUUUGAAGAAGAGUUUGAAUUUACACCCCACUGUCACGAAAUCUAAUCCUCAGCAUAGUACAUUCUCAAAGGAUUCCUUUGUUUCAAAACUCAGAGCCACGGCAGGGAGCAAGUUCCCUUAGCCUGGCCCAAGAUGGAAUCUCCUUAGCCUUGGUCUCUCAUGGCUCAGGAAAACUCUGUUUCGGCCACGAGGUAAUUUAGGCCUUUUGAAGUUUACCCUGGUACAUUUGCAUAGGAUUUCCGGAUCUCUCUCCUGAGAUCAAAGCUACUUCUCAUGCCUGUGUUACCUUUUGGUUUCUGAAUCUCUCCAUCACACCCACCUUUCUCUCCUAUAAGGAGAAUCAAGGUGGCUUACGAGCUCCUCUCCCCACAAUUGGGGAGUUAGGUGGGGCUUAGCGUUCUGAGAGAACUGUGACUAGCCCAAGGUCACCCAGCAGGAAUGUAGGAGUGCGGGAACACAUCUGGCUCACCAGAUGAGCCUCCGCCUCUCAGGUGGAGGAGUGGGGAAUCAAAACAGGUUCUCCAGAUUAGAAACCACCUGCUCUUAACCACUACACCACGCUGGCUCUUGCAUUGACUACAGAGCAUCCACAUGGAAGUUUUGUGUGUAUACUUUCCACAGUGGCCCACCAGUUUCCCUUUAUUUGUUCUGCUGUCGUGUGACUGGAUGGCCGAGGCUAGCCUGAUCUCAUCAGCUCUUGGGCCGGGUCAGCCCUGGCUAAUAUUUGGAUGGGUGACCACCAAUGAAAUCCAAGCUUUCUAUGCAGAGUGAGGCAAUAGCACACUCCCUUUUUUAGUCUCUUGCCUUGAAAAUCCUAUGGGGUCACCACCUGAAGUUGGCUGUGACUUGAUGCACUUUACACACACACGCGUGCACAACUGGAAAGCUUCCAGGUGUGAAAAAAUUGGUAAUUGCUAUUGUAUUGGAGUGCAAUUGCAUAGAACUACUUUUUGCUGUGAUCUGCUAGAGACUGGGUUUUUGAAAACUGAGGAUUCAGAGGAGCUAACCGAUGUGGCAGUAGACCUUAAAAUAUUACAAUAUUAUUGUGCAAUAGUAUAAUUGCAAUUACUUGGGUUUUUUUAUUUUAUUUUUAAACCUGUUGUCAUACUAGGAAAAAUGGCAGUCAUGGGGAAAGAAAGAAGAGUUUGGAUUUAAUAUCCUUUAAGGAAGGUGGCUUACAAGCUCCUUUCCCUUCCUCUCCCCACAACAGACACCUUGUGAGGUAGGUGGGGCUGAGAGAGUUCUGA